Myodes glareolus (Bank vole) is the source of this 2855-nucleotide messenger RNA. Lineage: Eukaryota; Metazoa; Chordata; Mammalia; Rodentia; Cricetidae. The record is from RefSeq and is a predicted model, not a curated record.
AUGAGCCUUGGGCUGCAGGUAGGGAAGAGAAAAUGAAUUAGGGCAGCUGGGAGCUGGCGAAGAGAGCUUUGCAUACAGCCCUGGUGACCGCAGGAGGUGCCAGGCCCACGUCCUCUUUGGGGCAGUGCUUAGACACGCACAGUUAUGUUAGGGAUUCUGAAAAGUGUCUGAAUUUGUUUUAAAAUAGGAAGAAGGGAAAUAGAACCUUUUAAGCGUCUGUAUGUUAGGUGUUUCGUUUUUCGAGACAGGGUUUCUCUGUGUAGUCCAGGCUUGCCUGGAAUUCACUUUUUAGAGCAGGCUAGCCUUGCCUUUGGAAAUCAGCCUGAAUCUGCCUCCCUGAAUGCUGGGGUUAAAGGUGUACAUCACCACUAUCUGGCAAGAUAUUAGUAUUUCUUUACCACAGAGUAUUAAAUGGUAAUUUUUAAUAUUUCUGUGGCUGCACAGUCUCAGUAAGGUGAAAAAUGGCUGGGUCCUCCAUCGUCACGUUCCUGGGACCCAGAAGAAAGAGGAGGAGUGGAAUCUGAACCCCUAGCGCAGGACAAUGGCGACACUCUGCAAGGAAGCAGGCCAUGUAGCCUAAGGGUCAAGGGUCAGCCCAAGUCAGGGUUCAGAGGGAGGAGGCAGGCUGAACCAGUAUCCAAGGCCAUAGGGGCCAGGAAAUUAGGCCAGGGAGGAACCAAAGGCAGUGGGACAAGGCCCUCAGCCUGCGCACCUCGGGCAGCCAGAGUGCUGGUAGGUGCCACCCGUCUGACCUCCCACCGGAUACCGAGGUCACUGCGCCUGCGCAAUUCAGCCCUGGGCGCGUGGGACUCCUUAGGACCUUGGGCCAAGGGAUUCCAAUUCUGCCACUGCUGUAUCCAAAAAGUCCUUUCUGGUUAACUGGACAGUUCAACUCCUUCUGAGUGAGAGAGAAGAGGUCGUGUGCACUUACCUGUCCAGAAUAUUGCAUUGAAAACCGGCACAAACUUGUUUAAAACAAAGGAAGCACAGUGAAGAAAAUCACAUUGGUUUGAUCCUGGAGUUUGUACUGUACUUGACUCACAAGGCCCAAGGACUGAGAGGAGUCACAUUCAAUUGAGCUGUCUCCAGAGGACGAAAACCUUCUUCAACCUGCAACAUGCCCUACUCAUUUGACUGGGUUUGCAAGGACGUGGUCAAAAAACUUCAAGGAAAAGAUUUGAGUCCUGUCACUCGUCUGUCAGAUGCAAUGAAGUUCCGGCAGUUUGCAAUACUGCAGAGGACUCCUCAGUCACUGUUUUGGAAAUCUGAAGAUACUCCUGUUGGAUAUUCCCUCUUGCAGAUUUUAGAGCCAAAUCUUCCAGUUCCAGAGUCUGAGGUGUCAGCUCCCAUCCCCCUCAAACACACUGUGUCCCAGAAACUGAAGGCUAACACGGGUGUCAACGCCGUUGCAGAAGGAAGCGUGUCAGCAGCUUAUGUUAAGUCCUGUGGAUAUGAAAUUGAGGUUCAGUGUACCAGCAUCCCAGACUCAAACCUGGAAAGUCUUCAGAACAGGAAACUUCUGGAUAAGGAGCCAUCAUUUGUGCAGGAUUGCCGGAUGGGAAGGAAGGACCUGUAUGUGGUGACAGAGGCCUUUGAAGUGACCAAGGACACUGUGCUGGAAGGCAGUAGCAGUGUUGACCUGUCAGGAAAAGCGCUCAUCCCCCAUGUUGCCAAGGCUCAAGCCCAGGGACAGUGGCAAAGGGAGACAACGGAUUCAGUGCCUAUCCAGAAGGGUGCGGUGGUGGCCUACAAGAAGAAGCAACUUGUCAUUGAGAAUGACACUUGUGCCAUUCUCCUUUCUGCCAAAGCUAAGAAGAAAACCUUUGUACGUAUGCUACCUAGGAUGCUAAAAGGUUUUGCUGCCUCAGCUGAGGGUUCCACGGAAUAUUCUGCAACCAUUAAGAUGCAGCCAUGUUCUAGAAGACAGCUAGACUGGAAGAUCAAUUACAUCUCUCCAAUUGGAAGGAUAGAGGAACCCUUCCAGCAAGAUUUCAAGCACCUACAAAAUGAGGUUUCUGGAAAAACAGAGCAACUGGCCAUGCUUUCAAAGGAUGUUCAAGAAGCUGUGUUCUCUAGCCUGCUGCCUAUGUUCAGUGACAGGGAGAUUCUGGAUGACCUGAUGAACAAGCUGGAACUUGAUCAGUUUGGGCAUAUGGAUGACCCAGGUGAUGCGAUCCUAGAUCAGCUGCGAGAGGGCUCCAUACCGCCAUGGAUCGACUUCAGGAACCUCCUUCUUUAUCUCCUUCAAGCCCUAAUGGUGCUGAGUGAUACCCAACUCAAUCUGCUGGCCCAGUCCAUGGAGAAGAGGCUCCUCCUCCAUCAACGAGAGCUGGUAAAGAGCAUCCUGCAGCCGAACUUCAAGUAUCCCUGGAAGAUCCCCUUCACUCUCCAGCCUCAGCUUCUUGCCCCACUCCAGGGUGAAGGCUUGGUCAUUACUUAUGAAUUGCUGAAGGAGUGUGGUCUGGAGAUGGAGCCGAAUAAUCCCAGGUCAACUUGGGAUCUGGAAGCCAAGAUGCCCCUGUCUGCCCUUUAUGGGAGCCUGUCAUUUCUGCAGCAACUUGUAGAAGCCUAAAUCUCCCUCAAAGCCUGGCCCCAGCCCAGUCCGUACCGUGUCCAGGAUAUGUUUGAGAUAUGAUAACCACGGUAUCCAUGGAAAUGAUGAUUUCUGUGCAUGUUCUAGAUGGUAGGAAAAGGAUGCUAAGUGUUUUUUGAUAUUACUAUUCAUUCAUAUUAAUGUAAAUAAUCUAUCCUGAUUAUAUUCUUCUCUCUCAUUUAAUUUACUAAUUAUGUAUACAGCAUUCUGCUUGUAUAUACCCCUGCUGACCAGAAGAGGGCACCAGAUCUUACUAUAGAUG